This is a messenger RNA of Mycosarcoma maydis (corn smut), 2061 nucleotides long. RefSeq lists its product as uncharacterized. The record is from RefSeq and is a predicted model, not a curated record. Gene Ontology annotation, molecular function: calcium ion binding; mannosyl-oligosaccharide 1,2-alpha-mannosidase activity. NCBI's taxonomy places the organism in Eukaryota, Fungi, Basidiomycota, Ustilaginomycetes, Ustilaginales. Gene Ontology annotation, biological process: carbohydrate metabolic process; N-glycan processing. Gene Ontology annotation, cellular component: endoplasmic reticulum; membrane. The transcript has a single exon. Bases 1 to 2061 code for a protein of 686 amino acids.
AUGCCGGUCAAAAACGAUGCGAGUGAUGCUACCCUCAAAAAGCGGUCCGGAAUUCGCUCAUCAUCAUCUCCAGCAGCGCCGAGAAAGCAAGCUUCCAGCAAGAAAACGUCAGAAACCGAAACCAAACCGAAGUUGCUAUCGCGAGUGACUUCCCCAUGGCGUUUACUCUCGUGGGCAUGUUCGGCAGCCCUGUUCGUACUAGCAUAUCUCACCUACAAGAACAACGGUCAGCUACCUCUGCAUCUCAUUAGCAGAUCAUCACUGUCAGAUCAUCAGCAGCAUCAGCCUUUACGGCAACAUGACUCCGAUACCGUCGCAAGAGACACGUGGGGAGCUCCACGGAAGCCUUUCACCAGUUCGAACAAAAGAGAGCCCUCGCUGCUUUACCCAUUACCACCGACACGACCGCUUCCCGAGCAGCCAUUGCGCCAUGCUGACCAAUACAGGCGCGACGCCAUUUUGAACGCCUUCAAUCACUCUUGGUCUGCCUACAAACGAGACGCAUGGGGCUACGACGAGUACCACCCCAUCAGCAAGCAUGGUUCAAACCUUAGCGGAAAGCAAGGCCAAGGCAUUGGCUACACCAUCGUUGACACGCUCGACACGCUCAUCCUUAUGGGCCUCAAGGACGAGUAUGAGCGAGCUCGUGAAUGGGUUGCAGAAGAGCUAAACUGGAAUGUUGCAGGACGAAUGAACGUGUUUGAAACUACGAUUCGCACGCUCGGCGGUUUGCUAUCUGCGGCGGCGUUGAUAAGAGACCCUCCGCAUGCUGCGUUCGCAGCUAACGAGGAGGAUGCAAACAUGUUUAUCGGAAAAGCCGUGGAACUCGCAGAGCGUCUCAAGCCUGCAUUUGAUACCCCCUCGGGUGUGCCGUUGCGCGAAGUCGAUCUGCAAACGGGUGAAGCGUUCCCUGAUCUCAACAACAACAACUCGUCCAGCCUUGCCGAAGCGACAACGGUUCAACUCGAAUUCAAGUACCUCGCGCAUCUCACCGGAGAGAUGGAAUACUGGCGUAUCGCAGAACGACCCAUGCAAGUCGUGCGCGACGCCACGCAGCGGUUGCCACACUACCAAGGUGUACUGCCCAUCUUUUUGGACCCGAUGACUGGCCAUUUUUACAACGGAGAGGUGCGACUCGGCUCUCGUGGCGAUUCAUACUACGAAUACCUCAUCAAGCAAUGGUUGCAGACCGGUCGAACCGAGAAGGUCUACCGAGACAUGUACGACAAUGCGUUGCGCGGGAUCAAGCGUUUGUUGACCAAGCCAUCCAUUCACUCGAAACCGCCGUUGAUGUUUACCAUCGAGCUAGCACCAAGGAGAUCGGCAGACGGUCGACCGUAUAUGCAGCUUGUGCCCAAGCAAGACCACCUCGUCUGCUUUCUGGGCGGAUCCAUGAUGCUCGGCUCCACUUCGACGCACGACAUUUUCGGUGACACAGCCAAACGACCUCUGCCUCCCAUCUCUGACCUUGGUAUAGGCGACGAGACGGACAAAGAAGACUGGCGAUUGGGUCACGAAUUUGUGCGCACAUGUAUGGACACCUACACGAAAACAAAGACGGGUCUCUCUCCCGAAAUCGUGUUUUUCAAAACGCCUCAAGAUGCUAACCUGACCGAUGCGCAGAUGCUUGCCUCGAACCGGGCGCCCAUCCCAGCCAAUGUCGACUGGUACAUCAAGAAACCUCCGCCCUCGUACUCGCACCGGCCAAACCCACUCAUCGAUUCGCGCAACAUCCUGCGUCCCGAAACGGUCGAAUCGCUCUUUAUCGGCUUCAGCCUCACCGGCGAUCCCAUCUACCGCGAAUGGGGAUGGCAAAUCUUCCAAGCUUUCGAAACGCACUGCAAAGUAGAAACCGGAGGCUAUUCGAGCAUUGACGAUGUAGACGCGGACGAACCUGCUAAGGUGGACAAGAUGGAGACAUUUUGGUUGUCCGAAACGCUCAAGUAUCUGUAUCUGUUGUUUGAGGACAGAGAUCUGUUGCCGUUGAACAAGUGGGUACUCAAUACCGAGGCUCAUCCGUUGCCUGUUUUCGAGCCAGUCUUUGCCACUGGUCUUAUCUAG